Hypomesus transpacificus is the source of this 1740-nucleotide messenger RNA. RefSeq names its product zinc finger protein 853-like. The record is from RefSeq and is a predicted model, not a curated record. Gene Ontology annotation, molecular function: DNA-binding transcription factor activity, RNA polymerase II-specific; RNA polymerase II cis-regulatory region sequence-specific DNA binding. The transcript is spliced from 3 exons. Gene Ontology annotation, biological process: regulation of transcription by RNA polymerase II. Lineage: Eukaryota; Metazoa; Chordata; Actinopteri; Osmeriformes; Osmeridae. The coding region runs from base 311 to 1378 and encodes 355 amino acids.
ACUGUAGUUUCUGAAAGCACAACUCGGGCUCAGGAAGAACGACAGAUUUUUUUUUAUGGAGAUUGUCUGAUUUCUAGAAUCCACCGUUUGAAAUCUAUGGACAUUAGCUAAUAGUUGUGGACAAUGCGUCGGUUCAGUAAACGACCCAGCUAUGCGCUUCCCGAGACAAGCCUGCCCGGAAGUAAUCGGAAGCUCGAUGCUGUUCACAUCCGACAGGAGUUGUGCGUCGCUACAUUUUAACACUAAGGACCCAGGUGCUAUUUGCUAACCUCUUGUGCAGACUGCAGAGUAUCACUUUUACUCCACCAAAAUGUCAAAACUAGAUUUGUUUCGAGGAUUUAUCCGUGAGAAACUAACAACGGCAGCUUUGGAGAUUUUUGGAGCCGUUGAACAAACGUUUGCUGAGUAUAAAGAAGAAAUAUGUCGUUCCAAGGAGGAGAGCGCACGGUUAAAAAGGUUGUUGGACUGUGUGACUCCAGCGGAGAUCCAGCGACACCGAGCAGAGCCCCUACAGAUUAAAGCGGAACAGGAGCUCGGGACCAGUCAGGAGGAAGACCAGCUCCAAGGACUGCAGUUUGAAACUACAGAUCCUAGAUUUAACAUGGAGUCCAAGUUUUUAAACGUCAAAAUGUCUCAAUUAAAUGAGAUAAGAGAACUUUUUAGUGAAAUAUUGACAACAGCAGCUUUGAAGAUUUACUGGGCUGCUGAGAAACCGUUUGCAGGGUACCAGGAAGAAAUCUCUCGUUCCAAGGAGGAGAGCAUGCAGCUCCAACGGCUGUUGGACGUUGUUACGCAACCUGAGAUCAAGCUACAGCGAAUAGACAUGCAGCAGCUCUCUUUCCUGGAGCCCCCACAGAUUAAAGAGGAACAGGAGCUGUGGACCAGUAAGGAUGAAGAGCAGCUCCAAGGACUGCAGUCUGAAACUACAGACUCCAUAUUCACUUCUCUCAGUGUGAAACAUGAUUCUGAUCAAAAGGGCUCCUCUGAAAGUUCACAUCUUCACCAAACUGUUAAAGUGGAGAACAGAGAAGGAGACUAUCUACUUAUCAACACAACUGAGGAGCAAAUCAAAGCACAGCCUCAGGUACAAGACUCUGCAGCACCAGAACCAAGCGGUGACUCUCAGCCUGUCUCUGUAGCACCAGACUGUCCUGCAGCUCAGAGUUUGGAAGAGGAGGAACAUGGAGGAGUGCUGCUUUUACAGAACAAAACACAAAACAAUGAGGCUUUUUCUCUAGAAAUGAUGAAAUCAAAGAAAAGACAGACCAAAAACAGAGAAGCACAUCGUUGUCAAGAAUGUAAAAAAAACUUUAGUCGCAAGCACCAUCUAGUUAGACAUAUGAGGACACACACAGGAGAGAAACCAAUACAAGUGUAAAAUAUACACAAAAUGUUUAACAAAUAAGCGCUGUUUGCUUGAUCACGAAAGGAUCCAUGCUGGUAGAAAAGAAUAUCAGUGUCAGGAAUGUAAAAAAACGCUUCAAUGAGGAGAGAUCUUUGUCAACACAUAUGAAGAAACAUCAUGGAGAGAAAUCCCAUCAGUGCUGAGUGUUGUUUUUAUAUCAGUUUUAAUAACUAAAUAUGUCAACAAAUAGGGUUGUAGAAAUGUAAAUUGUAAUUGUGUUCAGAGACACCAAUUCUGAAGGUAUUGAUGGGGUGCAGGCAAUUUUAUAAAAUGUUAUGCAUGCCAACACAUUCACUCCUGUCAAGCUAUACAUUUAAUAAAGGGUUUAAAGUUGA